UUUGCUUCCGAUCUUUCACAGAUCCGAAACGCCGUUACCCACAGUAUUUUGCAUCUUGUCGUUGGUUUUUUGACUAUGAGUGGAAGUUUAUGUACGAUAUCUUAGCUCCACGUAAGUGCUAAAAUUAAGACAACAAGUACAUAGAAAUAACUGUCCCAUUUCAUUCUGUGUAACAGCUAAACGGGUACAUCUUCGCUUGCACCGGGUUCUCACCUUCUAUCUGGGCGUACGAGUCACUGGAGUCUGGAGUCAUAAAAUUUUUACAGAUUUUUUCAAGGCAGUGCAAGCGACAUUCUGCAUUGGUUUUGGAUUGGGUGUGGUUUCCAUGGCCUUUCUCUCAAUCUUGUGGAUCAAUAACUACGCGCCACAAAGACAAGCGGAGCUGCGCUACAUUACGGCAUUUACACAUCUUGCAUCAAGUUUCUGGAUAUUCGUAGCCUACACUAUUUUUGCUGCUAAUGCAUACGUCCCUCAGUGGCUACCGGGAUGGCAGAACAAUUACCUUUCGUGGUCAUUUGGAAUAUGUGUGGUCAGCGGCCUGCAGAUGUUUACCAGCAGCGCCUUGUUUUUCUGGGAUGGUGUGAAUGUGCAGAAACGCACAGAAAAGCGAAAGCGGGCAAACGGGACCAGUGGUGGCAUAUCGCAUAACCACACUCCCUUAUCCGAAGAAUUAGAACUUUGUUCGGAUCAGCAAAAUAUUCUUCUCGAGAGCGAUGUCUGAACAGUUCAUAUCAAAUUUUUAUAAUUACGAGUAUUAUGCACGAUUCGUUAGACUCUCAAAAAUAGUACGGUACAGCAUGAAUAGAAUAUCUUCAACUAAGAUUUCAACAUUUUUUCCUUUAAAUAUAUUUUAAAACGAAUGUAAUCUAGCGGCACAUUUAUUAAAACUGCGAAU
Messenger RNA from Paramacrobiotus metropolitanus, 895 nucleotides. RefSeq lists its product as uncharacterized. The record is from RefSeq and is a predicted model, not a curated record. The coding region runs from base 326 to 721 and encodes 131 amino acids. The transcript is spliced from 2 exons. Lineage: Eukaryota; Metazoa; Tardigrada; Eutardigrada; Parachela; Macrobiotidae.